Guillardia theta CCMP2712 is the source of this 1944-nucleotide messenger RNA. RefSeq lists its product as hypothetical. Bases 1 to 1890 code for a protein of 629 amino acids. The record is from RefSeq and is a predicted model, not a curated record. The transcript has 12 exons. NCBI's taxonomy places the organism in Eukaryota, Cryptophyceae, Pyrenomonadales, Geminigeraceae.
AUGGGAAGCUUCUGGUCUCGCGCAUCUUCUCUCCUGGAAAGGGCCUUGAGCUCCUUCCGCUCGUCCACACGAAGCACAGCCACAACCAUCCUGAUAGGAGCAGCCAUCGUCAUCGUCCUUGGUAUGGCGUGGAUGGGAGGCGGGAGCCUGAGCAGCUACUCUCUUCCUCCUACGGCUCGAUGUGCAGACACCACAGACAUCCUGAACCCCUCGACCAAGAUGUGCCAGGUUGCGAACCCUUGGGCCCUCUCCUUUCUCCGAGGGCAGGGCUGGUCUACUUGCGCCGCCGACCUUCCCGGCAUUUCGGUGUUGCAGCGGCACCAUGACAGCACGGGGAAGUUCUUCUACCCCUACAACAGAGCAGCUGAGGUGAGGGAAGUCUACAAGAGCUGCACGCCCAUGUGUGCGGCGCAGGAGGACGCGUACCACUCUCAGCUUCAGAUGUGUAUAGUACGCUACCCGGCAGCGAGGAUGUGGCUGGCAGGAUACGGCCAGUCGUGCUCGAGCUCGAGCGAGGGCAGCGGGUUCAUCUCCAAGGCAGAGGAGGGAGCCUCUCGCUCCCUCGUCCAGCAGUUCGUGUACGCGCCAGCAAACGCGAGGCAGGUCGGGAAGUUCUACAAGACGUGCAGGACGACCUGCGCGGUAGGGGAUGGGAUCAUGGCAGACGGGAAGCACUGUCAGGUGAAGGACAUGGACGCGCUGCGGUUCUUCAACGAAGGGAACAAGCAGUGCGUGUCGAGCGGGCCUGGAGUCUCCAGCAUCUCCAACACCAAGGACGGAGGAUACUUCUACCCCCUCAGACUCGGGCCCAUCGUGCAGGCCUGGUACUUGACGUGCAAGAGAAAGGAAGGGAUUCGUGCUAGCAGCAGCCGCUCGGGCCUCUCGGACAGGAUGGGGAGUGGAGGGAGCAUGGCGCAGGGGAUGGGGGGGGAGAGGAAGCCGGCGCGCCAUGGCGUGCAAAUUCUGUUCCCGUACCCGAAGCGAGCAGACAGGAUGUCGAUAACGUUGUGCAACUACGCGGACAGAACAUACUUCUACAAGGGCGGGAAGAAAGGAUCCGAGAAAGUGGCUGUGCCAAGUGUGGGGGUUGGGGAGGCAUGUAUGUCGAUUCCUCUCGAUCAAGCAUGCAAGGAUGAAGUCUGCUGGGAGAGAGGCGCCGUUGCCCCUUGCGAGACUCGAUCUUGUUUCCUCAACAGCGCAAAGGCCGUCACUGCCGGCAUUUCUGUUGUCUCGUCGGGUCAAGGAAGCGCCGUCUGCACCGUCGUCUGUACGGCUUCCAAGGCUGAAUGCAAGACCACCACUGCUGUCUACAUCGCCCCGGCGCACUGCGCGUACGUUCAGGUUCUUCCCAGCGCAGUGGACCUCGUCGAGUUUCCUGCGCCCUACGACAGCAUGGCGAAGGUUGUCUUCCCCUACCCUACCAAGUGGAAACCUGGACCAGGAUCGAGCACACGCAAACUCUCUCCCACCACCAUCAGCAUCUGCAAUUGGGGCUAUGAGGACUACUGGUUCAGCACAGGUUGGCUGACCUCAGCCGUCGUUCCACCUGAUCCACCACCAGGCGACUCCACGGAUGAGGCAUGGAAGCACGGGGCUGGGCAUGUGCUUGUCAAGCCCAUCGGUAGAGGAACGGACGGAUGUGUCGUCGUGAACGCUGAGCAGCUGAGUUGGAAGAGAGGUUACAUCGCGCCCUGUCCAUCUGGAGAGGCAUCCUGUGCUCGUAUCCUUGCACAAGAGGUGCACGCAGGAGUGAAUGUUGUGAAUCCCACGGAGGCAGGACAAGCACUGUGUAACGUUGAAUGCGCGUCGGACGCGUCUGUCUGCAAGACAACUACUGUAAUCUUGAUCUCCCCGGUGAAAUGCGACAAGGUUCACGUCGCGACCAUGUGAACAGCAAAGACGUUCUCCCUACAACCCCGUGUAAAAACAUUUUCAUUCUCUGCC